AUGGCGUGCAAACCCAUCACGCCAAUAACAGCGCUACGUGGCGUGCCCACGCCUGUUAUCAGCGAUCAGUGCUAUUCCAUGUGGAUUCCCGCGAGAUUGGCCUUCACGUUUUCGGACACGGAGAUCAUGACCUCGUUGGGGGCUGAUCAGAAGUCCGCACUAUGGACGAACAGCAUCAUCCACCUCCGUCACUUUAAAGUAACUCGGGGAAAAGGAGUGAGCUUUACGUGCACCGAUCGCGAGAUCUGUACGAAGCUGGGCAAUUUGAGCUUUCACAUGUGGAAAUACCUUCAAGAUCCCGCCCUACUCAUCGUAUUCUCACUGGUACUAUGUGGAGUUACAACGCCUCGCUGA
Molecule: messenger RNA, 354 nt
Organism: Plasmopara halstedii
Lineage: Eukaryota; Oomycota; Peronosporomycetes; Peronosporales; Peronosporaceae
Exons: 2
Coding region: 1-354 (117 amino acids)
Source: RefSeq, a predicted model, not a curated record